Messenger RNA from Fomitiporia mediterranea MF3/22, 1209 nucleotides. RefSeq names its product Clavaminate synthase-like protein. The record is from RefSeq and is a predicted model, not a curated record. The transcript has 3 exons. Bases 1 to 1209 code for a protein of 402 amino acids. Gene Ontology annotation, molecular function: 2-oxoglutarate-dependent dioxygenase activity. NCBI's taxonomy places the organism in Eukaryota, Fungi, Basidiomycota, Agaricomycetes, Hymenochaetales, Hymenochaetaceae.
AUGAGAGAAACGCACAAUGAUCCUAUUCAAAACCUUUCAUGGCGGAGACUAUACACAGACGCAGCCCUUGUCUGGACCUUGCUUGAUAUUCUCUCCGAACGCAAAUCACAACCGAUCAAAAACGAAAAUUUCUGGACAGAAGCUGUCGGACGGCUCGAUCAUUCAAUCGUCAUCGCAGGUGCUCCCGGCGAAGGCAGGCUUGAUCUCGUCCUAGACACGAUCGAACAAAUCCAGAUUGUGUACCUCGCGCGUAAUCAUUCUCCAUUUGAUACAAACCUUCCGGUUCCGCCAGGUCAAGACACAGCGCGGGAUGAUCCACAAAUAUCAGGUGCAUGUCUGCCCGUGCCAGUCCUUUCAAGCCCGCCCUCAGUGUCAGCAUUUCGGGCUGCUCAUAGCCGAACACCAUUUAUUCUGCGUCGGUUUGCUAAUGAUUGGCCGGCUAUAUGCAGGCGGAAAUGGGCUUCUAAAUCAUACUUACACAAUGCUGCAGGUAGAGGACGCAUUGUUCCAGUUGAGAUCGGACGCGAUUAUCGGACUGAAGACUGGACGCAACGCAUGAUGGGUUGGGAUGAAUUUCUUGAUUAUUUAUUCAGUGACACGGAUUCAAACGAAAAUCCUGACUUAGACAAAAUUGAUCAGACGAAAGUGCUUUAUCUCGCUCAGUACGAUUUAUUCAAGCAGUUCCACUCUCUAAGGAGGGAUAUUGUCAUUCCAGACUACAUCUAUGCAUCGUUAUCUCCUCCAGACCACUACCCACAAUAUCGGCCGCCGGCUAACGACGAGGAACUCGUUCUGAACGCUUGGUUCGGACCUCGGGAUACCAUAUCUCCUGCCCACACGGAUCCAUAUUUUAAUUUAUACACUCAAGUCGUAGGUCGUAAAACAGUAUGGCUCGCUCCACCAAGCGUUUCAGACAUACUCUCUCCAGUUUCUGAGAGCCUCAAUUCCGGCGUCUCAUCUCCGCCCUUGCUACAGCAUCAUAACCCCACUGAAAUCGGCACAACGAAUUCGAUGCUGAGUAACACAUCCCAGUUAGACGUUUUCGCACCAACUUCCGACCUUCAGAAGGAACCCAAGUUCUUGCAAAAGGUUGUUCCCGUUGCAAUGAGUGCUGUCCUCGAAGAAGGGGACAUGCUCUUUUUCCCACCGGGCUGGUGGCACGCAUUUCGCAGCGAAACUCCUAGCUUCUCCGUCUCCAUGUGGUUUUGA